AUGGGUCUUAAAAAGUGCAUCGUUUCCUUUGCCUUUUUUAACCUCAUUUCGUAUGUAAAGAAAGAGGGCAACGACUCAUGCCUGUGCAAUCCAAUUCCAUUCCCUAUGGCGGAACCCGAACCCGAGUACAUGGAGGAGGUCUCGUAUUCACCACUACCAGAACCACAAGCACAACCAGUUCCCGAUGACGGAAAUGUAAACAACGGUAACAAUAAUUUUUAUAAGAAUGGAAAUUUCAAUGGAGGAAAUGAUGAUGGUGACGACGAUGAUGACGAUGAUGAAAUAAUUGAUAACUCCAAUGAUGACGAGGAUUCCGACGACAAUGAUGAUGACGAUGAUGACGAAAUUAACCAAAAUAACUUAAAUAAUUCCGAAAAUAAAAGAAAAAGAAAUAAUUCGUAG
This is a messenger RNA of Plasmodium inui San Antonio 1, 402 nucleotides long. RefSeq lists its product as hypothetical. The record is from RefSeq and is a predicted model, not a curated record. The transcript has a single exon. The coding region runs from base 1 to 402 and encodes 133 amino acids. NCBI's taxonomy places the organism in Eukaryota, Apicomplexa, Aconoidasida, Haemosporida, Plasmodiidae.